Hylaeus anthracinus is the source of this 3281-nucleotide messenger RNA. RefSeq names its product MAGUK p55 subfamily member 7 (gene metro). The record is from RefSeq and is a predicted model, not a curated record. Bases 504 to 2306 code for a protein of 600 amino acids. Gene Ontology annotation, cellular component: plasma membrane; cell-cell junction. The transcript has 11 exons. Lineage: Eukaryota; Metazoa; Arthropoda; Insecta; Hymenoptera; Colletidae. Gene Ontology annotation, molecular function: protein binding.
UGUCGUGUCCAAGCCGAAAAAUGAUCGAAAACCCUUACGAAGCGGCCAGUGUCGGAUAAAUCGUGAGAUAUACACGGUGUUAUCGAGAAAACUGCUCGACGCGGUGUGUUCUCGCGAGUCGCUAAAAGAAUGUUUGUGGUUGCCGAAUAUUCGGCCGAUUGAGCACGAGAAGGGAUCUCGGCGUGAUGAAGAGAGAGCAGACGAAUCUAGCGGUGUUCGUCAUUCUACUCGGUCUCGAGUGACAGUUGCUUACGUAACGGAUUAUUCUCGCUAUGAUAACGAUAUUCCAGCCGCGGACGCGAAACAAGAAACUAUUUUACCGGGUUAUACGCGGCGCUGGCCAACAAUCCGCUAGAAAUAAGCAUCGCGACUGACCUGAAUUUUCCACUGUCUCUUGUCGCGAUAUCGCGUACCACGCCACUCUUCGACGUUGGGCUCUCUGUUAUCUUUGUCUCGAACUCGCCGGAAAACCAUAUCGUAGCUUUUCUCGGUCAAAUGAAAUUAUGACAGCGGUGCUCGUCAUGGAAAACGUGAAUUGGGAUCCUGCGUUGUCGAAGCUCCUGAAUUCUCUGCAGGAGAACAAGAACGAGAUACCGAGCUGUACCGAAGAGGAAUUUGGAUUCCUCAGCGAUUUGCUGCAGUCGAAGGAGUUGAACGCUUUGGUGAACGUUCACAAUAAAAUUGUGAAUAAUGUCAAGGACGACAAAUUCUUCCCGGUGCUCUCGAAUUCUAUGGACAUUGACAUCGAGGUUUUAGACAUGCUGUCUACCAAAACGCAUUUGUCGAAGGAGUGCAAGGAACUCUUUCAUCUCCUCCAAAAACCCCACAUACAGGGUUUACUGUGUGCCCACGAUUCGGUCGCCCAGAAAGACUACUAUCCCCGACUGCCGGAAAUUCCUCUGGAAGUCGACGAGGACGAGGAGACCGUGAAGAUCGUGCAGCUGGUCAAGUCGAACGAGCCCUUGUGUGGCACUGGCAUUGAACCGAUCGUGGGGGCGACGAUAAAAACGUGCGAGCUCACCGGCAAGAUCAUGAUUGCGCGAAUAAUGCACGGCGGCGCGGCCGAUAGAUCCGGCCUCAUUCACGUCGGUGACGAAGUCUGCGAGGUCAACGGCAUCAGCGUCGAAGGAAAAACUCCGGACUGCGUUCUUAAAAUACUGCAAAAUUCCGAGGGUACGAUCACGUUUAAAAUAGUCCCUGCGGACAGUAAGGGCGGUAUUCGGGAGAGCAAGGUGCGAGUGAGAUCGCACUUUUCGUACAAGGCCGCCGACGAUCCUUACACGCCUUGCAAAGAAGCUGGACUAGACUUUGUCAAAGGUGACGUCCUCCACAUCGUCAGCCAGGAUGACGCUUAUUGGUGGCAGGCUAGGCGCGAAGGGGAUCGAAAUACGAGAGCUGGCUUGAUCCCCAGUAGAGCUCUUCAGGAAAGACGAAUUAUUCUCGAGAGACAACAGAAGGAAAAGACCGAUGACGACGAUAUAAGCUUGUGUUCUGUUCCAGUGCCUUUGCCUUCAUUGUGCCCCCGUCCCAGUACCUCUUUGCACGCCUCGCCUACAAAGUGCAACUUGCAGGGAGUAAAAACUAAAAAAAUCAUGUAUGACGCUGCAGAGAACGACGAUUUCGACCGGGAAGAAAUACCGACCUACGAAGAGGUCGCGAAGCUCUACCCGAGGCCGGGUCUAUAUCGACCCGUGGUUCUGAUCGGGCCACCGGGAGUUGGCAGGAACGAGCUCAAGAGACGGCUCAUGGCCACCGAUCCCGACAAGUACAAGACGCCCGUGCCUUAUACCUCGAGGCCACCGAGACCGGGCGAAGUCAACGGCAAAGAGUAUCAUUUCGUGAGCCGUGAAAAGAUGGAGGAGGAAAUCAUCGCGGGAAAGUUUAUAGAGUACGGGGAAUACAAGGGUAACUUGUACGGUACCAGUUCCGAGAGCGUCAGCUCGUUGAUAAACGCUGGAUACGUGUGCCUGUUGAACCCGCACUAUCAAGCCCUUAAGAUGCUUCGAACACCGCAGACGAAACCAUACGUAAUAUACAUCAAACCACCGAGAUUCGAAAUAUUGAAGGAAACAAGGAGCGAUGCCAGGGCAAGGUCGACCUUCGACGAAAGCAAUUCGCGUGGUUUCACGGACGAGGAGUUUCACGAAAUCCUGCACAGCGCAGCCAGGAUAGAAUUUCUCUACUCUCAUCUGUUCGACGAAGUGAUAGUAAACGCUGACCUCCCCAUGGCAUUCGAGCAACUUGUCAACGCGGUUCAUCGAGUGGAGUCGGAACCGCUCUGGGUACCUGCAUCGUGGGUUCAAUAAAUUUUGCUUGGAUUAAGGUCACGAAGAAGCAAGAAUCGAACGUGUUUGGAAACGUUGCGCGUUCUUACGACACUUUACGAUCGACGAUGCUUUCCUUCAAAUUUUUUAGUAAAACGCAUUCGUAUUUUCUCGUCUACUCUUCUAUGCAUUUCGAGUUGACUACUACUCCCAAACAAUACCCACGCCUUUCUAUCUGUAGACAUGCGUAAGUGUGUUUUGGUACCUUGAGAAUUUUUCUAUGUUAGAUAUAAAUCGUUCUCCGCUGGUUUGGUUGUCGGCAUAACGGCAACGCUUGGACGAGAGAGGUAGAAAGAAAAGGUUGUCGAAUACUCUUUCGAGCUGCCUCGUUUUCCAGCGAUUAAAUUAAUCGUUUCGCCUUUGUUCCUGAAUCAACUCUGUGUUUAAUGCGUGAUCUUAGAAUCCUUACUGCCACCAACGUUGCAAUCGACAGAAGCUUCUCGUGACGUCCGACGAUGGCGACGACGAAGCAGUUGCAAUGACUCCGAUCUUGUUGCGUAUUGUCGCACGAGCGAGGAGUAUUCGUGAGUGGCGAUGUUUAAAGAUAUAUUAGGAAGGACACGUGAACCGUGUCAAACUUCUUACGUAAUUUUGGGAUCAACGAUUACAAAUGGUAUCGCCUCGUCUAAGAAAGAAUCGAGUGCAAUCUGGAGAUUUCUGGGCAUUGUAAUCGACGAGUACGGAUAUGCUGCUACCACGGAUGACCUUUGAUCCCAAUUGUUGUUGAUUGUUGCCAAAUAUAAGUAUCGUACCUAGAUCCACAGUGGGACGUGUCUCACGAUUAUUGUAUUUUCCACUCGAUCAGCAUUGCCACGAUAUCGCUAUUUUUUUCAUAAUUAAACGGCUGCCAGCGCGAGGAAAAUUUAUGCGCGCUAUCGCGUCGGCGUUGCAUUAAAUAGUUCAUCCUCGAUGUAAACUCUGUAUGUUACCGAAAUAUAGCAUUACACUUUGAAAAUA